UUAGCUGCUAAGUAAAGUUUUAAAGAAUCCAGGGUAUUUCGUUUUUCAAAUCAUUCUCUGAAAACCCAGAGGAUCAAAGAUUCUGCUUUUGUUUGAAGGAUGUCUUGUUCACCGGAGAAGCCAGGCUUUACGCAAACUUGUAGCCUUUUUAGUCAGUACUUGAAGGAGAAAGGUAGGUUUGGAGAUCUGACUCUGGGAAUGACAUGCAACGUUGAAGCUAAUGGGAACCCAGAGAUGCUGCGUCCUUGUCCUACCAUGAAUUUGUUUCCAGUCAAUGAGAAAUCUGGUGGCGAUUGUGGCCGCAACGUUACGGUGACUCGGAAAUCGAGAUCGAUGGAUUUGUUCCCUAAUCAAGCUGGUUUUCCAUCAUCGUCGGUUCCGAAGGACGAGUGCCCGAAAAGGGUUGAUUCCAAUGUUACCACCAGGAACAAACCGGCUGCGGUGGAGCCUCAAGCUGCACAGAUGACUAUUUUCUAUGCUGGACAAGUGAUCGUGUUCAACGAUUUCCCGGCCGAUAAAGCUAAGGAAAUCAUGCUUUUAGCUGGCAAGGGGAACUCUCAAAGCAAUAGCAUGGCUAGAAGUCCACUUGAAUCCGGUACCGGAGUUCCUCCUACAUCUAAUUUCAGCAACAUCGUAACACAAGGUUGCGUACGAGCUGCUCUGCGACCAAAUCCCGGCAGCGAUUUACCAAUUGCGAGGAGAGCAUCGCUCCACCGGUUCCUCGAGAAGAGGAAGGACAGGAUCACCACAAGGGAACCAUACCAGAUUGGUAAGCCGGCAGCAUCGCCUUCCAAGCCCGCCGACAGCAAAUCAUGGCUCGGUUUGGCUGCUCAAUCCCCUCAGUAAUUCGGAUCAAAUCGAGUCAAUUUUUUUAGGCUUAUUGUUAAGCCGGAUAUAUAUUUUUUUUAUUGUUUUUGUUUUUCAGCAGGUUUUCAAGCUGUUUCAUUAGCUGUUCUCUUAGAUCCUAACUCUCGAUCAAAAUCUAAUCAUUAGUUUAAUUGUAAUUAUUCUCUACUAAUAAAUUAUUAGUUCAU
Messenger RNA from Hibiscus syriacus, 1034 nucleotides. RefSeq names its product protein TIFY 10A-like. Lineage: Eukaryota; Viridiplantae; Streptophyta; Magnoliopsida; Malvales; Malvaceae. Gene Ontology annotation, biological process: regulation of defense response; regulation of jasmonic acid mediated signaling pathway; response to wounding. The record is from RefSeq and is a predicted model, not a curated record. The transcript is spliced from 3 exons. Bases 100 to 846 code for a protein of 248 amino acids. Gene Ontology annotation, cellular component: nucleus.